Erigeron canadensis is the source of this 848-nucleotide messenger RNA. RefSeq names its product B3 domain-containing protein REM17-like. Gene Ontology annotation, molecular function: DNA binding. The transcript is spliced from 3 exons. Bases 78 to 848 code for a protein of 256 amino acids. NCBI's taxonomy places the organism in Eukaryota, Viridiplantae, Streptophyta, Magnoliopsida, Asterales, Asteraceae. The record is from RefSeq and is a predicted model, not a curated record.
UAUGGUAUUAUGGUAUAUCAUAUUCUAAUAUAAUUGCUGUCAGAAAUUAACAUUUCAUAGUGAUUAAUUAGUUGAGAAUGAAUUUCAAAAAGAGAGAUGGAGCUUCCUUCUUCAAGAUAUUACUCAAUAACUCAGCACAAUACAUUCAAUUACCGUCUGCUUUUGCCAAGAAGUACAUGGAAAAUAACAACAAAAAGAAACAAACCAAUAUUGCUCUUAAAACAAACUCUGAUCUCAAAUGGAAAGUCAAAUACUUCAAUAUCAAAGAUGAAUAUUUUUUCAUCGAUGGAUGGCUCAAGUUCGUGAAGGAUAAUAGUCUUCAAAAUGGCGACUUUCUUGUCUUUUGGCUUCAGUUUUCUUCUACUUCAAAAACAAUAUAUAAAGUCUAUCGCUAUGCACCUAAUGGUUGUCUCAAACAUCCAGCAGCUAGCUCUUCAUGUAACAUGUUAGAUGAUUCGGAUGACGACGAAGGAAGGAAUCCACUUUUUUAUGAAGAAAAGAUUAACGAUGAUUCGCAAAAGAACUUGCGAAAGUCGAUAACAAGGCCGCUUACAAUGGCUUUCGAGAAAGCCACGAAGAUACUAAGCUACGACAUUGUGCUGGUGAAGAACGAUGACGGAAAGACUUGGAACGUGGGGGUAAAGAGUGUUGGGCAUAACCGCCCAUACCCGUAUUUGAUAGGAAAAUGGAGUGCUUUUAUUAAAGAUAACAAGGUGAGAUCGGAGACAAAUGUAAGAUCACUCAUGUUGAAAAUAAUGUACUACAAGUUCAUGUGGUCAAGAACAAUGGAAGAACCCCGAAAAGAGUCGCUUGAAUUGAAGUCGCGAUCAAAUGGUGAUUUUGGUUAA